AAGUUGCAACAGUAAUUUAGUUAUUUUUCUUCCGGUUGCAUAUCGUUCAACUUCCGAGUCAAAUGCGUUAGUUCUAAAUCAAAAUACGGAGAGUUAGCAAGCGACUUUGUGGUGUUUUAAUGAAAUUGAUUAUUUUGGAUUUUAAAACCAGAAGCGUAUAGUAACAGAUGGCAGGUUUACCCCCCGGAGACCCGCAGUUGGUCUCUAUGAUCGUAAAUCAUUUGAAAACGCAAGGUCUUUUCGAUCAGUUUCGAAGGGACUGCUUGGCAGACGUGGAUACAAAGCCUGCAUACCUGAAUUUAAGACAACGUGUGGACAACUUUGUGUCCAAUCACCUCUCUAACCACACAUGGAGUCCUCACUUGAACAAGAAUCAGUUGAGAAACAACAUCAGACAGUUGGUGCUUCAGUCUGGGAUGCUAGAGCAGGGAGUUGACAGGAUAGUUGCUCAGGUGGUGGAUCCCAAAAUCCAUCACACCUUCAGGCCCCAGGUGGAGAGGGUGGUCCGUGAAUUCAUGUCCCCCGGCAGCUAUGUGGAUGAACCCCCAGUCCCGCCUGCUCCUGUAGAGGAGAACCAAGACUUUGACCUGCCAGUGCAAGCUCCUUCAUCUGCCCCUGCUACUUCAAUGGCCAGAGAUGCCAUGUCCAUCCUGGAUACCAUCACCACCCUGAACCAGGAGGCCAGCUCCCGGGCCAGCUCCAGUGGAGAGAAGGGCCUAAAGGGGGGCUCUGAGAGGGACCAAAACCCAGAGGAGUCGAUGCAGGAGUCUGAAGGAGGAGAGCAGGACAUGAGUCUGGUGGAGGAGGGAGAAGAGGACCAGGACAGGAAGACGCCGGAGAAAGAAGAGGAAGCAAAGCUUGUGUCAGAGGCCCAGGCUAUGGAGGUCAAAACAGAGGACGUACAGGAGCAGAUGGACUCUGAGAGAGAGGGGAUGAAGGGUGAGGGGGAAGAGGUUGGGACUCAAGAGGAGGCAGAAGAGAGAAAGGAGGGGAAGACCAUAGGAAAGCUCAAAGAUGAGGUACUGAACAAGGAUGUUGAUCCACUUCAGUUCCCCAAUGAGAAACACCAUAUCAAUCAGAAGGCCAGAGAGAGGUUAAAAGAAGAAUAUUCUCUAGAAGACUCUGACCUUGAUGGCCUCAGUGACAUUACUGUGAGCUCUGUCCACACCAGCGACCUGUCGUCCUUUGAGGAGGACAGCGAUGAUGAGCAGCCACCGUCAGAUUCUACAGAGGAUGGCGAGGUCUCAUCUGAAGAUGAAAAGUCAGAGAAAAAGAAGACCAAUAGAGAGGAAGACAAUGAGGAGAGCCCAGAGCGCAAGCCUCGUCGACAGGCCUACGUCCACAAGCCCUUCCUCUACUCCCGUUACUAUAGCGACUCUGAUGAUGAGGUCACUGUGGAGCAGCGUCGGCGGUCAGUGGCCAAGGACAAGGAAGAGAGGCUUUUCAAGAGACAGCAGAACAGGGAACGCAUGGAGGAGAAGCGUAGACAGAAGUCAGCUCAACUAGAAGACCAGGAGAGCAGGCAGCAGACCUCUUCCCCCAGCCUGGAAGCUCAGGAUCCCAGGGCUAAAGAGGCUCUCAAGGAAAAGAAGGUUCUUGAGAAGAAGAUGGCCCUCAGUAGGAAGAGGAAAUGGGACUCACGGAAAGAGGGAGAUGUUACAGGCAAGAGAAAGGGAGAUGCAGCAGGAGAGUUCAACAAAAAGGAAGAAGCAAAGGGUAUUUCCUCAAAGAGCUUUCAGCACAAGUCAAUCAGAAAAGUCUCUGAGUCUGCAGCAUCAGAAGAGAGGCACAGGAGGAAGAGUGUCAGCACUUCUGAGGAAUCUGGAGAACCUAGAAAGCUGACAGACAAAAGCCGGACACAUUCCUUUAUCCUGGACUUGGAGCAGGGAUCUGAGUCACCACUCAAACAGCGACCUGCUGGAAAGUUUGACCGGCUUUCCCGCAAAGAGUUAAACCCUAAAGAGCGCAAAGAGAAAGAGUGUAGCCUGUCGGACGAGCGCACCAAGCUUAAGCAAAAGUUGGAGAAGAGAGUAGUAGGUGAAUCCCACACAGAUGAACCUGAGCAGAAUGAAGGGGCCCACAUUGAAGUAUCCUCUGAUGACAAAGGGGAGAGAAAGUCCAAGGUGAAAGGUGACAGGAAAGUGUCAGUGAAUGCCAGGGAAGGUAGGGCAUCUGUGUCAGAAGGAGGUGUCUCUGACGAGGGGUCUAGCAAGGAAGCCACAACCAAGAAAGGGAAGGUUCCAUCAGUUGAAGCUGCCAAAGUUGAGAAGGAAAAGAACAGGGAAAAUGAGAAGGAAAGGGAGAAAACCAAAGCAGAGAAGAUUCCAUUAAAAACUGACCCUAGGCAGUUACUCCGUCCGGAUUCCACCGGCUCUUCUGAGGAAAGGUCUGAUAUGGAGCCUGGAUCAGAAAGCAUCAAGAAAAAGGAUAAACACCCCAAAGAAGUCCUCAAGAGGUCAAAGAGCCACACAGAGGACAAACAUGUAGAAAAACCCAAGUCUAAGCCAGACAUUGAGAAGGAGAAACCCAGAACAGAACAUGUUACGCAGGAAAACCAGAAACCAAGUAAGUCCAGCUCUGAAACUGACAAAGACUCCAGAAAGUCCAGGGAGGCAGAGCCUGGAAUGAAGGUAAAGGUCAUGGAAAAGUCCAGAUCCAAGUCAAGGGAGGAUAAGAAAGCUCAAGGUUUGGAGGUCAAAAACAAAGGUAGCACCUCAGGCAGUAGACCUGAUGCAUCGAAGGAAAGAAAAAGAGAGGGAAGCAUGAAGGAGCAAAGGAAGGACACUCAGGAAAACCCAUCAGAGAAAAUGGAAGGCAGGAGUGGGAAGAAAAUGGUUGAUAAAAAGGCCCAAAACCCAGAGAAGAAAGAGACCCAGGAUGAGAGAAAAGGACGUAAAGCAGAUGAAAAGUCGGAUAAAUCCUCAAUCUCCUCACCUGCUCCAGAUAUUACGGAACCUCCUCUGAAGAAAGACCCUCAAUCCAAAGACGCAAGCACAGACUGGGAUCCCACCGACGCCACCAUUACCACCUCUGCCUCUGUUACCUAUGAUGCUUUGAGUGACGUCACCCCUGAACUGGAGGAUGAUGACGGUGAAAUGCCACUCGGUGAGGUAGAACCACGUCCUUUGACAACUGGGGCAGAUGCUCUUCUGACUUUGAUGGACAUCUGUACCUCAGCAGAUGCAAGACUAGGCCAAGGAAGUGACAUCACUGGGGCCAUGCAGCGAGAGGCCUGCCCAGAGCUCUCCUUCCAAGAAGCAGACAUAAAGAUGAAAGAGGCAGCUCUGACCCUGCUUUCCAUGGACCCUGAGAGUAUACUAUCUCCUACCUUAGUCACUCCAGCUACACAGGAAGUCACAGAGGCAACCAUACUUGCUCUGCAGCGGAAGGAAACUACUAAACCUGUUGCAAAAGAUCAGGAAGAUUCUGAGCAUGUUCUGGAAAUGGUCGAAAGUGAUCUAACAGCUACUGCCCCAUCAGAGAAAAUGGAUGAACAGUCAAGGAGCCAAGUCAAUGUUCUGGCCACCGAUGUUCUCGACACAAGGGUGAAAGAUACGGUGGUGUCAACAUGGACAUUAGUUGAAGGGAUGUCACAGGAAAGUAAAGCUACUGUUGACAGAGAUGAGGAAAAACCAGGCCAUGCUGAUGUUCCUGAGCAAGAGCCCGUAUUGGGACCAUCAGUCGACAAACAAUAUGAGACUCAGACUGAGAAGACAAAACUGCUGGCCAUGGAACAUGAGUGUCAGGUUAAGAUGGACAUUGAUAACAUUAAUAAAGACCAGACUGAAGCACAAGAGGAAAAGGAAGUCCCUGAGUCUAGGAAGUGUGACACACCUGAAAAGCCAAGGGAGACUCGACGUGGUCGGCCAUCAAAGCUGGUCAAACAAGCCAGCAAUGCAUCCAAGUCAGACGGACAAGAGGACGAGAAAGGAUCCGACCUGUCUGAAAUGGAGGACAAAAUGGAGGGAAGAGUAACCCGCAAAGGAAGGCUAUCCGGUCAGAAAGCUACCACGGCCAAAGACUCCGGUAUGGAGAAAAAUGAAAAUGACAGUCGAGAGCAGCAGUCCAAGCUGUCUGUGGAAGUGAGUAAAGACAAUGCGGGUGAAAAGGCCACAGAAUCCAGAACGCCACGCAGAGGACGCUCGUCUAAAACCUUGGCGGAUGAGGAGGAACUUAAAGAGCCUGAGAAAGUGGAGGAGACUCCGCCUCGCAGAGGCAGACGGUCAGGUGCCCAGGCCAAAGACUCCACCACAGGAAACCAGGAGAAAGAGGAGGAAGAGAAAACAGGAGAGACAUCAUUGGAAAAGCCAAAGGAGAAACAGGAGAUUCAUCCCCCUCUUCAAAAAGAUGAGGAGGAGGAGAAGAGUGAGCAGAAGAGAGGCAGUAGACGGGGAAGACCAGCUAAACCUUCAAUCUCCAAGCCAAAGACAAAUGAAGAUGCAGAAAGCUCUCAUUCCAAGGAGACCAUUGAUACUCAUGCAGAAAGCUCUCAUUCCAAGGAGACCACUGAUACUCGCAAACCUGCAGUGAAGAGGAAGAGGUCUGAGGAAUCUGGGGAGGGGACCCAGCCUGAGGAGGAGGAGGAGACCCAGCCUGAGGAGGAGGAGGAGGAGACCCAGCCUGAGGAGGAGGAGGAGGAGGAGACCCAGCCUGAGGAGGAGGAGGAG
This is a messenger RNA of Salmo salar (Atlantic salmon), 4667 nucleotides long. RefSeq names its product biorientation of chromosomes in cell division 1 like 1 (gene bod1l1). The record is from RefSeq and is a predicted model, not a curated record. Lineage: Eukaryota; Metazoa; Chordata; Actinopteri; Salmoniformes; Salmonidae.